CCGGGCUUGUGUGGCUUCAAUCAAAGGGAAGAGCCGGAGUUAGUAUGCGGAGACAUGUAAGAUGGCAGAGCUGCAGAUGUUGUUAGAGGAAGAGAUUCCUGCCGGGAAAAGAGCUUUAGUGGAGAGUUACCAGAACCUGACCAGGGUCGCGGACUACUGCGAGACUAACUAUGUCCAGGCUCAGGAUAAGAGGAAGGCGCUGGAGGAGACCAAAGCGUACACAACCCAGUCUCUGGCCAGCGUCGCUUACCAGAUCAACGCCUUAGCCAACAAUGUGCUACAGCUUCUCGACAUCCAGGCCUCACAGCUCCGCCGCAUGGAGUCUUCCAUCAACCAUAUCUCACAGACAGUGGACAUCCAUAAGGAGAAGGUGGCCAGGCGAGAGAUUGGCAUCCUGACCACUAACAAGAACACAUCCAGGACACAUAAGAUCAUCGCUCCAGCCAACAUAGAGAGGCCGGUGAGGUACAUCCGAAAACCGAUAGACUACACCAUGCUGGACGACGUGGGGCACGGAGUUAAGUGGCUAAAAGCCAAGCAACAUGGAAACAACCAAUCAAUCAGAGGAGGAACGCUAUCGAGGACCAAUCCGCCGACACAGAAGCCACCCAGUCCGCCCAUGGCAGGGCGUGGCACUCUCGGGCGUAACACCUCAUAUAAAACUCUUGAGCCAGUAAAACCUCCUACAGUGCCUAAUGACUACAUGACCAGCCCCGCCCGCCUUGGGAGCCAGCACAGCCCGGGGCGUACGGCCUUGCUCAACCAGAGACCAAGAACCCACAGUGGCAGCAGUGGGGGUAGUGGCAGUCGUGAGAACAGCGGAGGCAGCAGUAUUGGCAUUCCUAUUGCCGUGCCCACUCCCUCCAUCCCUAACUCUGGUCCAGCUCAGCCCAUGUUUGCUCCGCCCCCACCUCCGCCUCCAUCCAUGUUUGGAGGCCUAAUGGAUUCAGGGCUCGGUCCAGCCCCCGUCUCUCAGUUUGGCACGAUAUCGCGUCAGAUGUCCCGCCACAACUCCACCACGUCGUCCAUGUCCACGGCCUCAGCCACGGGGACGUACAGGCGCGCUCCAUCUCUCUCCUCUCAGCUCCCUCUGCAGCACACUAACGUCAACGGUGCUGCUCCAGCCGCCUUUACACACAACUCAAUGUCUGUUGCUCCCCCGCCUCCCCCCAUGCCUCAGCUCAUUCCACAGAUUCCCCUCACAGGUUUUGUGGCCCGGGUGCAGGAAAACAUCGCUGACACCCCGACUCCGCCCCCUCCUCCUCCUCCUGACGACAUGCCCAUGUUCGACGAGGCUCCGCCCCCUCCACCUCCACCUCCAGUGGAUUAUGAGGAUGAGGAGGCAGCUGUGGUGCAGUAUAGUGACCCGUACGCUGACGGAGACCCCCAGUGGGCCCCUAAGAUCUACAUGGAGAAAGUGGUGGCCAUCUACGACUACGCCAAGGACAAAGACGACGAGCUGAGCUUCAUGGAAGGCGCCAUCAUUUACGUCAUCAAGAAGAACGACGACGGCUGGUUCGAGGGAGUGUGUAACGGCGUCACCGGCCUCUUCCCCGGCAACUACGUCGAACCCAUCAUGCACUACGCUGACUGACGAGGCUCCAGUACACGCAUCCAACAGCGUAGAGUGUGUUAGGGGGUGAGAGAGAAAGAGAGAGAGAUAGAGAGAGCGCCGGCUCCUGGCCUCGGAGCGUGUGAUGAUGUGACGAGUGAGAAGAGAGAGGUCAGAGAGACGGCGUGAUCUGUGUAAAUACAACGAGCCGGGUGUUUUUAGUAUUUUUACAGUGAAUGUUUCGAACACAUCUCAAUGCCAAACGUCUUUCCAUUCGAAACUUUUAAUCCAGUCCAAAACUGUCUAUGAUGAAUAUAAAAACUAAUAUACAUGAUAAAGUUCUAAAGUAUGCGUUAUCCAUAACACUGUUGAAGGCAGUAAGUCUAAAAUGUGAUCGAAAUCCUGACAUGAAGCAUGCCUACGACUUUUAUAUGUAUAGCAACGUCGAGAUUUUUUUUUUUUUGUUAAAUUUUCGGUCCUGAUACUUGAAGGUAUUAACGGACAAUUUUAUUUUAAUACAUAAACUUUAUAUUUUUUUUUCUUCCCCCGAUCCUGAUAAUUUUUCUAUUUUUUUUUAUUUUCCAGUGAAGAUUUUUUGUUUUUAGACAUUUUAAGUGAAAAGGUUUUGUCUGUAAUUCUCUUCCUCGAUGCACAAAAACGGAUCUGUAGAUCACUUCCUCUGUAGAGGGUAAAGUUAUGAAACAUUAUGUUAAUCAAUCAUUAUACAAUCCACGUCUGCCAUUAAUCAGCCAGAAAUAACUGCCAACCGAUUUUACGACAACUCAUUACCUCCCUGCACAGAUUAAUGAACAAAAUCAGAAUGGUGACCUGGUUGGGGAUCAUAAUUAAAGCCAUGGAAAUAUUGACAAUAAAUUUUUGUAAAUGUC
Messenger RNA from Hemibagrus wyckioides, 2439 nucleotides. RefSeq names its product abl-interactor 1a (gene abi1a). Gene Ontology annotation, cellular component: intracellular anatomical structure; lamellipodium. The transcript is spliced from 12 exons. Lineage: Eukaryota; Metazoa; Chordata; Actinopteri; Siluriformes; Bagridae. Gene Ontology annotation, molecular function: SH3 domain binding. The record is from RefSeq and is a predicted model, not a curated record. Bases 62 to 1594 code for a protein of 510 amino acids.